AUGUCUAGAGGGCAGCAGGAGAGUGGUCACGAUGCUCCACAAGUAGAUACCGCCAAGUUGGAUUCUCACAAGCACGUUGUUUCGGACGGAAGCAAUCUACCAGAAGUUUAUCAACAUAGCUAUCCUGAGGUGACUCCGGAAAGCUUCCCGGAACACAUCGACACAUCAUCACCAGAGGUCGUACCUCCAUCUAUACGGGACCAGAAAGAAAUCGCAGGCACCUCCACAGAGCGGACGAUCUGCGGUCUUCGGAGAAAGACGUUCUGGAUAGUAUUAGCCGUCGUACUCCUCGUCAUCAUCAUAGCAGCCGCAGUCGGAGGCGGAGUGGGAGGAGCCAUGGCCACGAAGAAGUCCAACAACACGAACGAUAGUACAUCUGGCGACUCGAAAUCCUCGUCGUCAUCCGGCGACGACGAUUCGUCCUCAUCCUCAUCACCAUCCUCAUCCUCCCACUCCCUCCUCCCCACCACCCGCCUCGCCUCCAUCAACUACACCGACGCCGACGGCACCGAAAACCACCACGUCUACUACCAGCUCACCAACAAGCACAUCUACGGCUCCGCCUGGAACUCAUCCGCACCGACAACCUGGCGCACCUUCGCCGUCAGCACCGAGGCCUCCAACAUCCGCAACAACACGCCGCUGUCCGCCUCCAUCUACUGGUGGUCAUCCUCGCGCCGCGACUUCCGUGUCUACUGGCUCGCGCCGGACAACACCGUCGUCGGCGUUAUAUCGAGUAACGAGCCGUUCGGCCCCUACUCGACCAGCAGCAUCACGGACGAAAACUUCGUCGCGGGGACGAACUCAAGCAUCGCGUCGUACGGCCGCGCGUGCGCGGACUGCGCGAACACGAACCUCGUGCUGUUCCAGGACAGCAGUGAUGCGGUGCAGGUCGUGCUGCGGAAUCAGGGGUGGAAGAAGACGGCGAUAGCGGAGAGCGCGACGGGCGGCGCGGUGGUGAAUGGUAGCGAUAUCGUGGUCGGUGGCGUGUGGUCGGAGAGUGCGACCAAGUAUGUGAGCUUGUAUGUUGCGGGCGGGGAGAGCGGGAAUGCGACGCGCUUGCUGUGGGAUGGGAGUGAUUGGUUGAGCGAUGCGGAGCUCGGCGCGGGCGUGCUGCCGGUUGAGGUGGAUGCGGGUGCGCCGAGGCUGGCGGCGUUUGAGGUGGGGUACAAUGAUACGGAGAGCUUUGCCGCGCGCGUUGUGAGUACGGCUGGGGGCGGUGGUGUUGAGGUGGCGGCGUGGGACGGGGAUGCGGAUGCGGAGUGGGCGCGAAAUACAGUUGAGACGAGUAGCAGUGGCGGCACUGGAUUGGAGAUGAUUGCCGCCGGGUCGUCGUUGGCGGCGAAUCAGGCGGGGCGGGUGUAUGGUCUCGUGGCUAAUGGGAGCUUGGGUGAGUGGGCGUGGAGCAAGGCGGAUGGGUUUUCGUUUGCUAGAUGGGUUGAUACCACAGUUGAGUGA
Molecule: messenger RNA, 1458 nt
Organism: Lasiodiplodia theobromae
Lineage: Eukaryota; Fungi; Ascomycota; Dothideomycetes; Botryosphaeriales; Botryosphaeriaceae
Product: Fungal fucose-specific lectin
Exons: 1
Coding region: 1-1458 (485 amino acids)
Source: RefSeq, a predicted model, not a curated record